AUGAGUUUCCAUUACGGAGUGCCGCCGUCGCACUACACGAAAUAUUACGGGAGCAACACGUCACCAUACAGCAGCGGCGAGUAUGUUCAUUACGCGCCGCAGUACGAUACGCCCAAGAAGCACGCACGCAAAACCAGCUACGCGCCGAGUCCUAGAGUCGGAGGCUGGUAUUCGCCUGCCGGCUCACCACCACCGUACUAUGACACCAAUGUCCAGUAUGUCCCGCGGGAGGAGAUAUAUGUGAGUGAGGCAAGGGGCAAGACCCGCAAGCAAGAGAGCUACAGCACCUUUCCAAGCUCAAGAUAUCAUACCCGUUCAUCAUCGCGCAAGCAGAACCAACCCGUCUACAUCUACGACGAAGAUGCUGAAUAUGCAGGAGCGCAGCCAGCCUAUGUCUACCGCGAACCAAAGACAAAACCAAAUCAUGCGAGGAAGCCAAGCACUGACACCUACUUUUACUAUGGGCAGGAGCAGAUAAUUGAAGAGCAGCCGAAGCGUUCCAGGGCUCGACGCGCAUCCACCGCCAGCAAACCAUCGCCCAGGCCGAAGUCGCGGCCUGCAGCGCAGGCGACCGAGCAGGACGCAAUACGUGCAGGCAUCCCAGCAGGCUACUCUAUCAAACAUUGGGAUCCCACGGAGUUGCCGAUCAUCUUACUCGGCAGUGUCUUCGACGCAAACUCGCUGGGCAAGUGGAUCUAUGACUGGACUGUCUUCCACCAUGGUGCUUCAACUCCCAUCGCUGAUAUCGCCGGCGAGCUCUGGCUUCUCCUCAUCAAGUUGGCGGGUAAGAUGAAGCGAGCUGAGGAGUGCGUUGACCGCAUCCGCAACGUCGAGAAACAGGAAACAGUCGAGGACUUCAUCGUCAGUGGCAAACGCCUCUGGGAGAAGUUCAAGGCCCUUCUCAAGGAAUGCGAGCACUACAUGCUCAAGGCUGCCAAACGCGAUGGCACCAAGACCAUGGGCAAGAAAGCAGGCACCGAGUUUGUCGACUCGAUCUUUGGCCGCGAUCGCCACCUCGAGCACACUGAGAAGAUCAUGAACCAGAUUCGUCUGUGGAACAUGCGCUUCGACGUGAACUGCGAAGAGACCCUGCGCAGACCUUCCGUUGCCUAG
Molecule: messenger RNA, 1113 nt
Organism: Cladophialophora yegresii CBS 114405
Lineage: Eukaryota; Fungi; Ascomycota; Eurotiomycetes; Chaetothyriales; Herpotrichiellaceae
Exons: 1
Coding region: 1-1113 (370 amino acids)
Source: RefSeq, a predicted model, not a curated record